UGGACAGCAACAUGGCCAAAUUCGCGAUCAUCUCCGUCGCUUUCCUCCUCUUCCUGGCACUAUCUCGUGCCGCGCCGGCCGAAAAGGCCGCAGAAAAACAAGACCUCGAGGCCCCCGCGGAAAAGGGGGACCUCAAAACAGCCGCCUCACAUUAUGGGGGUUGGGGAGGCUACGGCGGACAUUGGGGGGGCUACGGCGGCUGGGGAUCCCCGUAUUAUGGUAGCUACUACAGCUGGCCUAGUUACGGAUACGGAUACGGGUACGGAUGGCCGUACGGCGGGUACGGAUUGGGCGGGUACGGCGGCUGGGGUUACGGACACGGUGGCUAUUGGUGGUAAAAUAAGUGUGCGAUAACAACGAAUGGAUACAUGGUUUGUUUAAGGAUUUAUCACAGAAAAAAUAAACUCCAGGCCUGUUGCGUAAUAAAAUACAAAUUAACUAGUGAUUUUGUAUGUAAAAUCACUAGUAUUCUUUAUUAUGCAAUAUGUUCGAGAUAUAUUUGGCACAGUCAAAGUUGUAUUAUACUUUGCAUCCGGUAUUUUAAUGAUAAAAAAUACAAUAUUUUAAUACAGCUGAUUUCUACGACAUUGUAAUUUAAUAUAAAAUGCCAGUAUUAAUAUUUAUUUUGUCUAAGAAUACCGUUUCACUAAAAUUAAUUUAUUUUAUUUACUUAAAAUACCUUUUCUAUUUUUAUUUUUAUUUACUUUAUCGCUUAUCUAAGUCCUUCGAAUAAGUUUGUUCUCAGUCACUUAGUUUCUAUUUUCCUUUUUUUAUGUUUUUUUUUUUUUCAAUUGAAAAACUUGCCUGUACUUAAAUAGGUUUUAAUAAAUAGCGCUAAGAUCUCUUCAUCACUGCCUCUAUUUAAUAUACUAUGUAUAAAUAGGAGUAAGAGUAUAUUGUGUAUAUUAUGAUAAUAAAAACAUGUGAAUAGCAUU
Messenger RNA from Leguminivora glycinivorella, 935 nucleotides. Its product is annotated as neuropeptide-like protein 31. Lineage: Eukaryota; Metazoa; Arthropoda; Insecta; Lepidoptera; Tortricidae. The record is from RefSeq and is a predicted model, not a curated record. The transcript has 2 exons. The coding region runs from base 12 to 338 and encodes 108 amino acids.